Pocillopora verrucosa is the source of this 1039-nucleotide messenger RNA. NCBI's taxonomy places the organism in Eukaryota, Metazoa, Cnidaria, Anthozoa, Scleractinia, Pocilloporidae. The record is from RefSeq and is a predicted model, not a curated record.
UAGAUUCAAAGCUGAUAAAGCGACCUUAGCAGAUCCACCUGUAGGUGCCGUGAUCCCAAGAAGUGAAUCCAGAGCUCGUAAAGUGAAAAUGAUCUUUGCAGGUCCACCUCCUUGUGGCGCGAACCCAAAUGAUUUGCUUGGUUUCAAGGAAGAAGAAGGUUACGAGGCCAAUCGUGUCAACGUCGUUGAAUCGGAUCCAGAAUGGAGAUCAGGUGGAACAACAUUACAAGGCCAAAGCACACAACGGUUUAUCACGGCUGAACCAAUCAGAGUGGAUCCUUCAAAGAAGAUUGAGUUGGUUCUCAGGCUUGUGGCAAGAGAGGGAGAAGAAGGUCUCAAAUUCCCUGAAGGCAAGUGCACUCCGUUGUCAACUCUGAUUCCGCCAGCUGUCCAAGAGUAGAGCAUAGACUGGGUCGGUGUCUAUGCAAUGAUUGACUGUUAGAUAGCUUUAGAUAGAGUAACCUACAGAGUGACUACUGGAUUCACUUUGACGAAAUUAUGUCUAAACUGGAUAGUUGUGAAAAUAAACCACAUCGCGCUGAUUUUGUACGACCACCUGGUUAAGGACCGUUGAAAAUAAGUUGCAUGACUUAAGCUAGUCGUGGUCAAAAACAAACAAACAAACAGUGGAAAAGUUUGAAGCAUGUUUCUGCUAUUUUUUCUCUCUGACUCUCUGGUGUGGUUAUUUUAUUUUGUUAUCUGAAAAUAGUCAAAUCAGAGGAACGUGGAAGGAUUUCAUCAGUGUGCCUUUCGCUUUACAUGAAUGUUCAUCUAGUAAUUUUCCUAGAAAUGUGAUCGAAGAAAUGACUCGAAAAACUGAUGUAAAAAUAGCUCUCUUAUGGGCACAUUGGCAAAAUAGUCCUUAUAAUGAACGAGCCAGUUAGAAUACUAUAUAAGCGCCCUAUAGCUAUGGAUCACAGCGAAGAGGCACGCCGCGCGCUUAACUUCCAAUGUAUCAUCAGUGAUGUGAGGUUUGUGUUUUUCGAGAACAGCAUAGAGUAAAUUGAAACUGAGAAAUUUUGUUCGUUAUGUAUUAUAC